UGGUAGCCUGAAGGGUGGGGCGGGAUGACCCCCUUCCCCAGCCAUGGAACUCAGCCUGAGGCCUUGUUCUCACUCAGCUCGUUUGUGAAGCUGAGAUUACUGGGCUCUUGUACAUUUGAAGGAAUCUUAAACAGGAAUACAUUGACUUAUUUCCUGACAAAACACGCAGUUUGCCAAGCAUAAGGUUACCUGCUAUUUGCAUGUACCAUCUCCCCACACCGGCCAUGUAAAUCAGGCAUUAUUCCCAUUUUACAAGUGAGGAAACUCAGGCUCAGAGAGGAGCUAGCAAGCCCAGAAUGACACAGGUGUUAAGUCAGAAACCCAGGUUUUGAACCUCGUUCCUGAUACCCCAAGGUGAUUACGCUUUCCGCUCCGCUGCACUUGUCACCUGGAAAGCAGAGGAGUCAGAACAGGGGCUGUCUUGUCCAGCCUUCUUACCCCAGUCUGUGCCCCAAAUAAUACACUUAGUUUCAGAAGGAAAGCUAGAGUCCCAAAGAUGUCCAAAUGUUCAUCAGCAACAUUUGGAAGUGUUUUUAGCCAUUAAGAUGGCUGUCAAUUUUCAGUUCAGUCAUGGCUGACUGCAAGGUAGAUUCACAAGAAGAAAAUAAUACUUCAUUGAUGUUUUUCAUUGUUUAGAUCUAUUUACCACUCAGUGGCAAUUCUUAUUCUUCGCAAUUGUCUGAAAAAGUUCUUGGCUGAGUCAGGCAGCAGUUUGUUCUUAAAUACUAGCUUACUGGGGAAGUAUUGGCAGUUUACAUUCCUAACGUUGGAUUUUUUUUUUUUUUCCCUCUGAUCGGGUAUUACUCGGUUACAAGCUACUGGUCACCUGGGAGUUGAGUGUUUUAAAUUUUUCGUUAUUGGGAGAUGUUAGACUAGUCUUUGCUAUGGCUAAAUAGACCAGAGGAGCUGAUACAGUUUGGGAGCACAUGUGCCACUGGGCUGAGGGCUUUGCAUACAUUAUUCUAGUUUGCUUCUCCUAAUUACCCUUUAAGUUAAUGGUAUUAAAGCCUCUUUCCUUGCCUGACAGUAAGUGGGGAGAACUCCUAUGUGUAAGGACGCAGCAAAUAAGGGACAGAGUCAGAGUUCGAGCUGCAAAGCUGCCCGCUCCGUUCCCUGUGCUCCUCAGGGAGAGCAGCCAUUCCUGCCCCAGCAGUGGAGGUGAUAGAAGCCGCCGUGAAAAGGUUUCUGGAAGAGCUUCCUACGUUUGCAUCUCCAUCCAAAAGAGGACGCUGUCGGGCAGCUAGAACUUAACUGAGUUCGGUGGGCCUCUUGUGAACAGAAAUGUAUGUGGUGAGCCAUGUGGCACUCAUGUGACUUAAUUGCCAAGCCCCUUUCUGUUUUUUUUUUUGACUUUUCACAUUAACAUCUGGCAUGGGAACACAUUCGUUUGCUACAGGGAUAAUUCACAAUUCAGCUGGGCUUGGAGAAUAAAAGGUAGGUCAGUAACUAGAGUGUAUGUAAACCUGAGUUGUCACGAGCGCUCUUGGAGUUGAAGCAUCUUUUCCAUGGGGAUUAGAAGCACCUUGGCCCCUCUGCCUCUAAGGUAAGGUGGCUGGUUUUGUUCCAGAGGUGAAUUGUGUUUAGACUGUACAGCUAGGCAACUAUGAUUACAAUUAUGAAAUGAGGUUCAGUGUAUAUUCCAGAAAGAGGCGAUGCCAGGCAGCAAAGAAGCCUAUAUGUUAGCCCCUUUGACUACUUAUGGAAUAGGCAUAAUUUCUUCUAUUUUCUUCAUGAAAAAAAGAAAACGGUAUUUUUAACAGUUUGUGAUAUGUGUGUAACCUACCUACGCACUUCAGUCACCUUGUCACACUUAGUCCCCAUGACAGCCCUGUGAGGUGGGUGCCCCUACCGUCUGUUUUGGAGAUGAGGAUUCACGCGGUUUGCUCCUUGCCAGACACCUGAAAGGGAUGGGACUGGGCUUUGAAACCCUGUAAUCUGAUUCCAGAGUCUAGCUGUAAACACUGUUUGCAGCUUGUUUCUGUUCUAAUUCUGUUGAGCAUUUGACAUUGCCAGUAUUUAGAAGUCAGAUGCUUCCUUUUAAUAAGACCCUCACACAGCCUUCGUGGCUUUUAUAGCCUCAAUGUCAGUAAACUGAUUGCUGUCAAACUCAACAUGUUUCUCCGUUAGUCCCCAUGAUAAAUUUUUGAGAGACCAGGUCAAGUGAGCUCAAGGUCAGAAGGAAACCCCACCAGCAGCGGACGCUGCCCUCAGGCUUUUCCCCCGGGAAAAGAUGAGACUCCGUCUAGAGGAAGUAUGUUUGUCACACACCUGGCCCCUCCUCUCUGGUGUGUGGAAGUUGUCUUUGUCUGAUGCUGUGGAUAAUUCUGCAUUAAAAAGCUCACUGUUCCUAUUUAAAAACAACAUUAAGUAGCUAUUUUAUUUAUUAUAUCCAAAGUUAAUAAUGCUAGGUAUUUUCUGUGUUUUUGAGAACCUUCCUAAGUUAUCCAAAAAAAUGUUUCUAGUCCAAGGAGGUCAAAGGCACCGGUUUUGUAACCAGUGUUGUGAGUUUAGAAGGUAGGCAGACAUUUCAUUGAUAGGGAUUUUAAUAGUGAUUGAUUUGUGCCCUCUCAGCGUUUGGUGCGCACAGGGCCUUCAUCUACAGUGUUUUAUAUAAUCCUUGGUCAUCAGCCUACUGGGCAAUAAUCUGCCAAGAGGAUCCGGCUUCACAGGUGGUUGUACCUGAAUAUGAACGAGGUAGAGAAAGUCGCAAGGAGGGAACGGGGGCUUGGGCACCCGUGACUCAGGUGUGCUCGGAACAGCCUCAGGAGUGUCCAGGUGUAAAUGCUAAUGGCAGAGCCGUCUGCGCUUUCCCCUGCCACGGCGUCCGUUUACCUCUGUCUCAGGGUGCGCCAUCGGAGGUCAUUUCCCUCCGUGACUAGCUACACCAGUUGCAGUGGCCAGAGAACUUUGCUUGGUUUAAAGAAGCCUGCCAUCUUUGUCACCUGGACAGAGGGGAAGUACCAAUGUAGAAAUGUUAGAAAUGUUGCAUUAUUGUGCAAAUGGUUUAGAAGCCAAGACAGUGCUUUCAAACAGGUGACCUCCCUGGGUCAUGGCCUAGGUGUCUUUCCUCCCCAUCAAGCUGUAUUUGUGAAUCACAGCCUCGGUCCUCAUACUGGCACUUGCUUCUGUGGAUUCUUAAUCCAGAAUACCCACUGAGAUGGUUUUGCAGAAGUACCUGCAGGAGUGCUCUGCAUUCCUUAGUCACCAGAGCAGGCUUGGUUCAUUCUCUGGACUUCUCCUCCAGCAGAAUGCUUUCCACUUCUUGCUAAGGUAUAUGAUCUUAUCAUCCAGUCUGUCAGAUUUCAGGGCUUCAGUUCUAGGAGGAAUGGCACCUCCAAGUUUUAAGAGGACUCGAAGAGAAAAUGGCAAAACUGCCUCCUGUGAUUUUUCAGGAAUCUUGGAAGCUGGGAAAGGUGCUAGAAAACUUAAAGUGCACAAAUGGAAUCUUGGUUUGGAUGAUUCUUCAGUUAUCUCGUCACAUGAUUUGAGAAUUUCUUACGAUUAAUAUAUAAGGUGUUACGGUGAAAGAGUUGGUAGCAGGUUAUACCAGGCAAGUAAGUUAUUUUCUUCCCUCCCCCUCUUUUUUCCCUUCCUCCCUCUUGUCCUCUUUCUUUUCCUCCUCUGCUUUCUUUCUCUCUCUCAUAGGAUUAUGAGGCUGGUAGGUGAGAGGUGUGCGUGUGGACUGAUAAUGCACAUCUUCUGAACAGAACUGAGACUGGAUGAGAGAAGAGAGGAGCAGGUUCAUGGCUGGUCUGUCGGGGCUUAAGUGUUGCCUGGAAUAUAAGAGAAUUGGAAACAGUCGUAUUUGGGGAUCAUUUCCUACUGUGGUGGCUUCUGAAAAAAGAUACUUAAGUACACUCCCAGGAAGUCGCUGCUUCUCCGCCAACUGCACAGUGCACUGAAGGAUGCUUGCCGAAGGAUUUUAUCAUGUGAAGUCUUUCUGGAUUUCGGUGGACUCUUUCUAGAAAUGCAGAUAAAGAAGAUGAAGGAUAUCGGACAGCAGUUGUAUACCACACAAGUGAAUGACGGACGUAAUUCCUUGACCAUGUCACCCAAACAGCCUAAUGCUAGUCGAGCGACUCGGCCAGACAGACAAGAAGCUCAGGCUCUUUUGUUUCAGGGCUCGGAGGCCGAGGCUGCCGUGAUGACCAUCGCUACGUGUGCCAAGUGUCAGAGUGUGCACAAGCUCCCUCUUCAUGAUCUGAAGAAGGGCGCUGGGCAGAGCCAGAAGGACGACAAGUACGUUUGCUUCAAGUGCAGCCUCGGUGCGGCUCCCCAGCAUUUUCCUUUUGUGAACAGUAGCCCCGGUGCUGCUCAGAUAGGAAAUAACCCCGAGCCCAUGUCAAGUGCUGUCGGUAACAAAUUUAAGGUAAGGAACUUUAAGCCAGGUAAAUACUAUUGUGAUAAAUGUCGAUUUUCCACAAAGGACCCACUGCAGUACAAAAAGCACACACUUCAGCAUGAAGAGAUUAAAUUCAUUUGCUCUCACUGCAGCUACAUUUCCUACACGAAAGGGGAGUUUCAGAGGCACUUGGUGAAACAUACAGGCAUAUUCCCUUACCAGUGUGAGUACUGUGACUACGGCGCUAUUAGAAAUGACUACAUUGUCAAACACAGGAAGAGGGUGCACGAGAAGGCCGGUGGGAAACGGCCGCCCAGAACCGGGGCCAAGCUGGAGCCAAAGAGAACCAGCGCUUCAAAGCCAAACCUGGAGCUUCUAAAAGCUUCCAGUCCAAGGACUGCGUUUCCAAAUAAGUUGUCGGAUCAGUUGUCAAGGUUCUCCCUCCACACGAAUAAAGACCGAACGCACAGCAUUAUGUUGUUCCCUGAAUCAAAGGAACACCAGAAGGAUGUCGUGUGCGUUCCGAAUAAAGCGAGCCUGUCGGAGUCGAGCGGAGCCAGCCCGUUUGAGAACAGAAGCGUGGAGGUGGAAGUGCUGUGCCCCGCGAGGGAGCCCGUCCAGCCGGGGAUGCCGCUGACCGUCGUGGCGCCAGCAGAGCUGGUGGUCCCUGCGAACUGUUUAGCCCAGUUGAUGGACGUGAAGGUUGUCAAUGGAACACAGCAGCUUGUUCUGAAACUGUUUCCUCUGGAAGAAAAUAAUUGCCUUGAAGCUGGAGGGGCUGAUGGAGGCAGUUCUAAACGUGUGACUAAAGAGAAAAGUUCAAGUGAGCAAGAAAAAGUGGCUUCUUCUGAACAGACAAAGUCACUGACGAUUGACGGGAAUGUUGGAAAACUGGCAGGCAUUGAUAACCUUCAGUCAUCAGUUCAGAAACAACUUAAAAACGUGAAAUGGGUAAGGUCUUACGAUUUUCUCAUGUCAAAUUCUAGUGUGCACAGUGGUGGGGAAUCCUUUCUCAACUCUGAUAUAGUUGAGAAUUUGCAGAGAAAAUGUUACAUGUAUCCACAUAGAACUGCUCUUCCCUCCGUUGCCUUAAAAGGUCAUUCUCCAUCAUCUCUCAUAAAGAGCAGUGUUCUAAGUGGUCUUGGGACCGCAUCCACCUCUUUUCCGUACAAAGCUGCCGUUUCUUUUACUGAAGGUAGAAGACAUUUACACGGUGACUCACACCAGUUAUUUCCUGUUGCUGCUUCGCCUGCAACCAUUUCCUUCUCUGGAGAAAAGGGCUCCCUGCCCUUAAGUAGAACUGAGCUGGAACCUAGACGUGAGGUCAGCAUCCCUGUGAAGAUGGUCCCCUCCAGCCGGAAGCUGAAAGCCCACCAGACACAGGAGCACAGGGCGGUCCCAGCUGCGGCCCAGGCCUCCUCCCAGCGCACCGGUGAGUGUUUGCACAUAAACAUAACGGGAGAAGACGGAAUCGGGUCUCAGCAGCCCGGGGGCGAACCGCGGGAACUACAGAGUUCCGAAAGGACUAAGGACGCCUUCGACGGCCCAGUCAUCUCCUCAGUGUUUUCUCUGAGCUCGGGGUCUGAGAACGUCCCUGAGGGCAUUAAGUGGAAUAGUUCGACGUCUAAAAUAAAGUCAAUUGAACUCUUGCGCAGAAAGAUAGCUCAGCUGAUUGAGUCCUGUGGCAGGCCUUCAUCUUUGGCCGCAAACAGCGCACAUCUUCAUUCUGUGGGGAAGGCAUCCAAGGCCACUUCAAAAGCCACCCCUGAAGGUAUUCAAGAAAUUAACAUGUCAUUCACUGGCGCUGGCUAUUCCACGGGCACCCUCCAGAAACCUCAGGAUGACGGUAGGGUUAAUGGACAGCUUACUCGUCAGCAGGUGUAUCCACAGUUUGUGGAAGGCGGCAGUGGGAAAGCCGACAGCAGAGUAACCAGGAAGCCACACGUGGCUACUCCAGUACUGAUCUCCAAAGGGGCUGUGUUGAGGGUUCUUAAUUCCUCCGAGAAUUCCCACAUUAUAGAGGCCACAUGUGAAGCACCUGUCAGCGUCCCUUGCAAUGAGACACAGGUAAUCAAACCCGCUCCGUUCUGUCCGGUGAAGCAGACAGACUCAGACGUGCAGUCUUUGACGAAUGAAAGCGGGCCAGUAGACCUGUCCCAAACUCCUGAUGUGUCUCUUCGGCCUAAAUCAAGAAAAGAGACUGCUCAUUGUAGCGCCCUGUCUAAAAGACCCGGACCCCUGCAUGGACAGCAAGGAAGCGGUGAAGUGAGUAAGCAAGGGAAACUGUUGUCCAGGAGUCUUCCUAUAAGUAAAAAUAAAGCCAAACAAGUAAACUCAUCCAAGAGGAAAAGCAGACUUCAGGCUGAUGCCAGCCGCUGCCUCAAGGAUCCUUCCAUCUUUCAGGUUGCCAGACAGCUUCGACUGAUUGCAGCUAAACCAGACCAGCUGAUCAAAUGCCCACGGCGCAACCAGCCUGUCAUUGUGUUAAACCACCCUGACGUUGACUCACCGGAAGUGUCCAACGUGAUGAAGGUCAUCAACAAGUACAAGGGCAAUGUCCUGAAGGUGGUCCUGUCGGAGCGGACCCGGUGCCAGCUGGGCAUCAGGCGGCAUCACGUCCGGCUCACCUACCAGAACGCGGAGGAGGCCAGUCAGGUCAGAAGGCAAAUGAUGCUGAAAAUGAAGCUUAAAAAAGUGCAUAAAAACAACUACCAGGUGGUGGAUUCCUUGCCUGAUGACUCAUCGCAGUGUAUAUUUAAGUGCUGGUUCUGUGGGCGGCUCUACGAAGACCAGGAAGAGUGGAUGAGUCACGGCCAGCGGCACCUGAUAGAAGCCACGAGAGACUGGGACAUCCUUUCCUCCAAGGGCGAAUGAGCGAAAAGGUGGUCUUCGGAGCAAAGUGUUCUUACCUUCAGUUUAUUCUGGUUGGGCUGUUUGGUUUGCUUUCCCUCCCUGACUCAACAGGAGGAGGACAGAAUGCCAGGAGGGGCGGCUGGUUCAUCCUUCGGGUCCUGGGAUGUUGAGAGCCGGGCGUCGGCCCGGGACCGUGGCGACCGCAGCCCCUGAAGGAGUUACGCACAAGUUCACAAACAUGCAUUUUUCUGAAGAGAAGUGAAACUCUCAGCAGAUUUUUUAGUGGGAUCUGAGACUUUCCUUCGGUCAGCACCCUUCUCCUGAGUAGAUGAAAAUCUUUUCUGAUCCAUUCAGGGGGACGAGUUCAGGGUGUUCUAUUCGUGCGCCUUGUGGAACAAAUGCUACUGAAGAACUAAACCCAUGUCUGGGUGUGCACCUCCACUUUUUCUUUUCUUUUUUUUUUUUUUGCAUUAACUCAUCUCCCGAAUAUUUGGUACAUAAUGGAAAUUCUGUCUUCUACUUUGUUACCUUAAGUUUGGUUAUAGAAAAGUGGCCAUUCUGGUCCCUCACCCACUCUGCAGUGUUCCUGAGUGUUCUCUACAAACAGAUUUGUGCUUUCAUUGACACUUUUAAAAAAUGAUUCCCAGUGGUUUGCCUGAACUUACUGCAACAGCAGGUGUUAGGGGAAGAAAGAAACAUUUUCAGGCCUUUGCUUUCUUUUUAAACACCUUGAUUUAUGACAGUUGGGGAGGGAGUGUGCCUUUUUGCCAAAAAAAAAAAAGGAAAAGUAGAAAUAGUCACUGAGGGAAAAUAUAUAAAACUGUCUCCUGUUUUCCCCAGCACUGCCACAAAAGACAAGUAAGUAACCAACCUAAAAUGUGGGUGAACAGGCUUCUUACAGCAUCGGCAGAAUUUGGGGAAACAGUUCAAAACAGGAUGGUGAGGAGAGCUGUGGCUUUAAUGGAACUUUUGGUUUUCAUUUGGGAAAACGCAGACCGUGGGUGGGGGCUGCCCACUCUUCCUCCGUCGCUGGUGGACCACAGACACUGCUCCCCAGGCCAGAGCCUCUUCUCCCUUUGCCUUGAGGCCACUUAAGGUUUUCCGUCAUGAAAAUAGUAAAAUCAGGCAGGAAUCAACAGGAUGGGACCCGCCCAUAUCCCUGGCUUUCAUUGAUGGCAACGGUCUGCUUCUGACUCGUCUGAGUCGCAGCCAUGGUUUCCCUGUUGAUCACCUUGUCUCAGAAGCAGCACGGAGAUGAGUAACCCUCCUGCUGCCCCCAACAGCGGAGGUCAGGACCCGUGCUUGUCUCUAGUCCUCGGUGUGCAGUAGGCAGAAACCUGCCCUCUGCACCGUCUCCUGGCAGGCGUAGCCCGGGCUGGAUCUAGUCCGCACUUUCCCACUCAGCCGGGAGCCAGCCAUCAUGCAGAACACAGACGGCCCAGCCACGAGGCAGAGCGGCCCUUUCGGGGACUCCUUCCUCAGAACCAAGCGCAGUGAGUGGAUCCAGCGCUGUUACACAUGUGAAAAGGGCAUGAGGGCGACUUCUGUUGUGUGGGGUAGCUGGUGGGAGACUUCCUGAUUCUUUUUCCAUGUGGGAAAGUCUUAGCUUACCCUCUGGUACAUGGGAUUGUCAUUCUUUGUAGUUGGUUCUCAUUACAGAUAAUCAGCAUGGCUUGUGUAUACUUCGUUACAUAAUCAUUAAGUUGAUUAGUUUGUAUUGAAAUUUAAAACUUGGGUUUUUUAUAUGUGUAUAUAUGUACACAUAUAAAUAUUUUUUACCAUAUAAAACUGCAGUAGCUAAUUUUUCGAUUUCCUAUUUUAUAAUGAAAUUAUGUGGGCUGGAAAAAUACAAAACAUUUUAUAUUCUAGAAGUAAUUUAUUUUGGAAGUACAUUUUUAUAAUGGUCUGAUCUCAUUUUUAGACAAUGAAAGCACAGUGAGUGAUGGGUCUGAUUUAUACGAACAAAUGGGAGCGGAAACCCCUGUGGAUCAUUGCAGUACAGUAUUUGGUCCCUGCACAUUUCUCGCUGGUGCUUUUUGGGAAAUGGAUUGUGUGCACCACUUCACUACAUAAAGCAGAGCGUUCUCAAGUUUCAUCCAUGCAAAGAUGCGCCCCCCCGCCCAGCAUGAAAGAAGGCUCUUAAGACUCGGAGAGAAGAAAAGGCUGUGAUUUAUUCUUUCUCUCCUUCUAUACCUCACUGCUUAGUAGCACCUUUCCUGAAAGGCUGGACCAUGACCUUUCAGGAAAGAUCAUGAAUCAGGUCAGAGUGUUAAAUGUCCACGUGAAAUAUUUACACUUUGCAGCAUCUACUCGAAAUUUUCAAGUAUUACCUAAAACUCAGCGUAUGUACUUGUACAGAGAUAAAUUUUGUGAGUAGAAUAUGUAGUUAAGCUUUUUGAGAUUUUCAGAACUACAGUGCGUUUUAAGGAGUUAGGGCUCCUGGAAGUCAAAAAAUGAGAAAGCAAAAAAUGCCUGUCUUCCCUAUAGAAAGAACUUUAGAAUAUAGCUUAACAUGUAGGUAAAUGUCAUGAAACGAACACAUUCUAACAAAAUAGGAGAAGGAGGGGCAGAAGUGUCCUGAGUGUUUGUGUACUUUCUUACCUUGAUUUUGAAGGACCUCCACUCACUAAAUGUUAUUCAUAGUACCUACUACUAAAAUCAUCUUUAAUUUAUUUUUUAAAGUUUUUUUUUUAUUUUGGGGGAUCAAUAAUGAGACGAUCUUGUUAUAUUUAUGAUACCACAGAGUGGAAAAAAACUUUUUUUUAAGUAUACUCAGAUAGGUUCUGUUUUACUCAAAUUUUUAUCCCCAGUCUGGAACACUUUGUGAGCCCCUCUUCUGGGCCAAGUGCUGUUUGUUGAGCUAAACUGAACACAGUGUAGUAAUUAACCCUCAAAAGUCGCACCCCUCUUUCUCUAGGACAUACUGUGUAAGCCAUCCCAGGAGAUGAAGACACGAUGCUGCUCAGCCUUGGAAUGCUUGUUGAAUCUGGUAAAUGUCAGUAUGAGCAGAAAGCAAAACAUUGCAUAACAUGUUUCAAGCAUUAUUAUAAAGUCCCGUGUUAACAGUUUGUGUCUGCUGCUCUGAUUUUGAAACACGUUUGUAUAUAGAUAGAGAAGUUGGCGUAAAUUUUGUUAAAUAAAGCAACUAUAAAAUUU
This is a messenger RNA of Camelus dromedarius (Arabian camel), 10351 nucleotides long. It is a transcript of the gene ZNF518B, whose product is annotated as zinc finger protein 518B. The record is from RefSeq and is a predicted model, not a curated record. Gene Ontology annotation, biological process: regulation of transcription by RNA polymerase II. The coding region runs from base 3968 to 7216 and encodes 1082 amino acids. Lineage: Eukaryota; Metazoa; Chordata; Mammalia; Artiodactyla; Camelidae. The transcript has 2 exons. Gene Ontology annotation, molecular function: DNA-binding transcription factor activity, RNA polymerase II-specific; RNA polymerase II transcription regulatory region sequence-specific DNA binding.